This is a messenger RNA of Clonostachys rhizophaga, 1584 nucleotides long. NCBI's taxonomy places the organism in Eukaryota, Fungi, Ascomycota, Sordariomycetes, Hypocreales, Bionectriaceae. The record is from the annotation of a GenBank genome assembly.
AUGGGUACAUUCAACAACGAAAAGUCCUCGGCCAGGACUGAGAAGAGAUCUAUGCCCAAUGAAGACACUGUUGCUAUUCCUGAGAGCCGAGUCAAUGCGUCCGGCCACAACGAUCAACUCAGUCGACAGUACGGGCUUCUUGAAGCCGCCGGCAUGGCAGUCACAAUCAACAACGCCUGGGUUGUCCUGGGCUCUUCCAUUUCCGUUUCCCUCUUGAACGGAGGCCCUCCCGGUGUCAUAUUCGGCCUCAUCGUGGCAGUGUUCUACUAUAGCUUCAUCGGCAUGAGUCUUGCGGAGUUCGCAUCGUCGUUCCCAUCUGCGGGAGGUGUCUACCACUGGGCUACGAUCGCCGCUGGGCCAAGUUGGGGGCGGGUCACCGGGUUCUUCACAGGUUGGCUCAACUUUUACGGUUCAAUUUUUGGUCUUGCUUCACUCGUCCAAAUAGCCGCGAACGCUGGAGUGCAACUAUACGCCAUCUAUAACCCCGCAUACACCGCCGAAGCCUGGCACGUUUAUAUCGCAUACCUCGUUAUCCUCCUCUUCAGCACACUGUUGGUUCUCUUCGCCAACCGACUCGCACCAUACUCUCAACACCUGGGCUUGUUCUUGGUUGUCUUUGGAGGCAUUGCCACCAUCAUUGUCCUUGCCACAAUGCCUUCCGAGCAUUCAUCGAAUGACUUUGUAUGGACCUCCUUCAACGAGAAUAACUUAAGUGGUUGGGAGGGAGGCGUUGCCUUCAUGAUUGGUGUUCUGAAUGGCGCCUUUACGAUUGGAACAACAGAUGUCAUUACUCAUAUGGCUGAAGAGAUGAAGAAUCCUGAGAGAGAUCUUCCCAAAGCCAUAUUUCUGCAAAUCGGCAUUGGCGGCGCCUAUGGCCUGGCAUAUGCAGUCGCUCUUGCAUACGCCAUCUCGGAUAUCACUGCACUCGAUGCUGGCGUGAACAACUUCCCACUAGCCGGAAUCUACAGACAGGCCACAGGAAGCCCGGCUGCCACGUUCGGGCUUUUGUUCAUCAUCUUCUUGUCUGUUGUUUGUUCCGUUAUUGGCAGCUUGCUCUCCUGCUCGCGAAUAUACUGGGCCCUGGCUAGGGAUAAUGCGGUUCCUCUCUCUGGAAUAUUCCUCAGAGUAAACGAGAGUCUGAGCUGUCCGCUUGAGUCUACUCUCUUCGUUGCAAUUGUGACAACGGCAAUAGGAGCCAUCCCUAUUGCAAGCUCUGUCGGCUUCAGCAAUCUCACAGGAUCAUUCAUCAUCCUUAGCACAGUUUCAUACGCUAUCCCAAUGGUCGCAAAUCUUGCCACUGGGCGAAAGUACUUUACCAAGGGGCCUUUCAGCCUCCUUGGCCUGAAGGGAUAUGUGAUUAAUUCUUUGGCUAUCGUAUUCAUUGUGUUGUUCGACGUCUUCUUUUGCUUUCCUUUGGCGUUGCCUUUUGACGUGACGACAAUGAACUACAAUUGCGUGAUUCUCGUCGGCGUGCUCAUAAUUACAGCCUUGUGGUGGCUGGUACAUGCGACAAAGCACUACCCCGGUCCUAUGUUUAAAGACAUUUACGUACACGAGGAAGAAACACAAUCAGAAAAGAACUAG